AUGUAAUAACGAGUGCCAUAAUUCAAUGAGGAGAGACUCGAGGAUUCCUAUUUCUAGUUAGAAUUGAAGAGAACAACCGAUUAAUUUAUGGAAUACAAAGGUAGAAGAAGGACAAAUGAUUACAAUUAUAUAAUAAGAAGAUUCACAACACACGAAAUCAACAAUGAGAGAUUUUUGAUGCUAAGGAAAAUUAAGUUGUAUAACUUAUUGCCUGUGUUGGAUUUGUAUUUGCCAGAAAAUUCAUUGGUUGGUCCAGAUUACUAGGAAUACUCAUUGUAGAACAAUUUAGAGCAUAUGAAUUCAGACGAGAAAAUAUACGUGGCUUCGUUGGUGGCAAUAACAUUGCAGGAAUUGUGUAAGAGACAACUACCAUUCUUGAUUACACCAGAGAAAGUCAUUAUUAUUGGUUCUCACGUUUGUCUUUAAUAAAUUGACUUCGAAUUCAAUAGAGUCAUCACUCCUGAUGAAUCUUUUUUUAGUUUCAUAGAAUUAGUUUCCAACAUGGGAUUAGAGUGUUAAGGCUCUGACUUUUAAGAAAUCAUCGAUUAUCUCUUAGAAUUACAGGAUGUGAACAUAGGUCUCACUGAAGAUCUGCCCUAUGUGGAAUUUUUAUAAAAAAUCUUUUCAUUUACAAAUGAUUUAAGUAUAGUUGAUGAAAAAGCCAAUUCAUUCGUUUAUGUGUUCGACACUCCUGAUUUCUUGAAGACCAUCCCUGGAAUCAGCAACAGGACUGUAAUGAAAUCUGCAAAAUUAGACAUUGCAGAUAACAGGGAUUAUCUCAUAUUGUGUUCUUAGAGAGAACUGGAGAUCAUGGAAAACUUUAGAAAAUAUGAACCUUUCGCUUAUUAUUUUGCUUAUUUUAGAAUUUAGGAUCAAUUGUACUUAUUCAUGGAAAUGUACCCAACUGAUUUAUAGAAGGCAUUUGAGAGUUCUGAAAUUUAUGACAGGAACAUUAAAGAUCUCUGUUGUCAAUUGGCAUUUGCUAUUCGUUAAUUACAUAGACAUCGAAUCUUGCAUAGAGAUCUAAAGCCUUCGAAUCUGUUCUUGAGUCACGAGGAUCUAGAUAGAGCUCAAUUGAAAAUUGCAGACUUUGAUCACUCUACUACCUUAGAUGAUACUCCUGAAUUCUGUAACUAAAUUCUCACUGGUCUGACGUCAUCUACUAAUUAUGAACCACCUGAGACUGGACAAUCCAAUUACACCUUUACUUCAGACAUUUGGUAGAUUGGAAUGAUAUUUUAUUAAAUAGCUAAUCAAGGAGUCUAUCCAGUGGAACAUUCUUCUCUCUUGUGGACUGAUGAAAUGUACAGAGAUGAAUGCACAUUCGAGAAGAUUUAAUAGACUUUGGCUGACAAGAAUAUCGAAGAUAACUUUAUGAGAUUAAUUGCCGAUUGUCUGUCCUUUAAUCCUUAGGAUAGACCAAAUGCUGACACUCUUAUUCUCCGUCUAGAACAAUGUUUUGAAGACUUCGGAUUUGAAAAUGAGGACACCUUACAAAGCACUCAUCAACUCAACUUAAUAGAAUCCUUUGGUCAAUUAUUGUAGAGAUCCCAACCAUUAAGAUUAACAAGAAGUGGAAAAAUAUGA
Messenger RNA from Paramecium tetraurelia, 1587 nucleotides. RefSeq lists its product as uncharacterized. Gene Ontology annotation, molecular function: protein kinase activity; ATP binding. NCBI's taxonomy places the organism in Eukaryota, Ciliophora, Oligohymenophorea, Peniculida, Parameciidae. The record is from RefSeq and is a predicted model, not a curated record. Gene Ontology annotation, biological process: protein phosphorylation; mitotic cell cycle; regulation of cytokinesis. The transcript has 6 exons. Gene Ontology annotation, cellular component: nucleus; cytoplasm; centrosome.